Kickxella alabastrina is the source of this 14344-nucleotide messenger RNA. RefSeq lists its product as uncharacterized. The transcript has a single exon. The record is from RefSeq and is a predicted model, not a curated record. Gene Ontology annotation, molecular function: protein binding; U6 snRNA binding; metallopeptidase activity. Bases 178 to 14268 code for a protein of 4696 amino acids. Gene Ontology annotation, cellular component: catalytic step 2 spliceosome; U5 snRNP. Lineage: Eukaryota; Fungi; Kickxellomycota; Kickxellomycetes; Kickxellales; Kickxellaceae. Gene Ontology annotation, biological process: spliceosomal tri-snRNP complex assembly; mRNA splicing, via spliceosome; intein-mediated protein splicing.
GACAACUUCAAUUUUAUUUUAUUUUAUUUAUUUAUUAUUCAAAGUUCAGUUUAUUGCUGACAUUUUUGGACUAUACUACAAAAAAGAGAACCACUCUGUUUAUCAAUUGUUUUCUAUUUACCCGAAUACACUAGACAACCCCCCCCACCCCGAACGCUCGAAUCGAAGCUGAGAAGCAUGACAGCAGGUUCCUCUUCCAGGGCCGCAGCAUCACGCAGCGGCAGCGGUAGUGGCGGUUAUAACCGAUCCGGCCAGCAGCAACAGCAAUUGGCAGCAGAUCCGAGCUUUGUCCCCACCGGGCCGUCGCAGGCUGAGAUCGAGCGCAAGGCGCAGGAGUGGCGCAAGCUCAACGCCAAGCGCUAUGACACAAAGCGCCGCAUGGGCUUUGCCGAGCAGGAGAAGAGCGACAUGCCGCCCGAGCACCUGCGCAAGAUCAUCAAGGACCACGGCGACAUGAGCGCGCGCAAGUACCGCCAUGACAAGCGCGUGUACCUCGGCGCGCUCAAGUAUGUGCCACACGCGGUGCUCAAGCUGCUGGAGAAUAUGCCGAUGCCUUGGGAGCAGGUGCGCGAGGUGCCGGUGCUUUACCACGUGACAGGCGCAAUUACCUUUGUCAACGAGAUCCCUUGGGUCAUUGAGCCCGUGUACAUGGCGCAGUGGGGUACCAUGUGGAUCAUGAUGCGUCGCGAGAAGCGCGACCGCAAGCAUUUUAAGCGCAUGCGGUUUCCCCCGUUCGACGACGAGGAGCCGCCGCUUGACUAUGGAGACAACUUGCUCGAUGUGGAACCGCUCGAGGCGAUCCAGAUGGACCUGAACGAGGAGGACGACUCGGCAGUCAUUGAUUGGUUCUACGACAACAAACCCCUAGCCGACGAGAGCGACGAUGAGGAUGACGACGAGGAGGGUGGCAGCGGCAGCGCGGCGAGGAGGGCGGUCGGAUGCCGUGUGAACGGACCCACAUACCGCAAGUGGCAGCUUGAUCUGCCGGCCAUGGCCAACCUGCACCAUCUGGCCGGGCAGCUGCUGUCAGACAUGGUUGACCCCAACUUCUUUUACCUGUUUGAUCUCAACUCGUUCAUCACAGCCAAGUGCCUGAACAUGGCCAUCCCUGGCGGGCCCAAGUUCGAGCCCAUGUACCGCGACAUCAACCCGGCCGACGAGGACUGGAAUGAGUUCAACGAUAUCAACAAGAUCAUCAUCCGGCAGCCCAUCCGCACCGAGUACAAGGUAGCCUUCCCGCACCUGUACAACUCGCUGCCGCGCAAGGUGCGGGUCUCAACGUACCACACGCCGGCGCUGCAGUAUGUGCGGUCGGAAAACCCCGACCUGCCGGCGUUCUACUACGACCCGGCGAUCAACCCAAUUUCGUCGCGCAGCCUGGUGUCGCAGUUCAAGGACGACGCGCGCUCAGUCGAAGACGAGAUCUUUGGUGACCGCGACGAGGACGAGGACUUUGUGCUGCCCGACGGUGCCUCGGCAUUCCUGGCCGACACGCCGCUCGAGACUGACAACACGGCCAACGGCAUUGCACUGUUCUGGGCUCCGCACCCGUUCAGUUCUCGCAGUGGGCGCACGCGCCGCGCGGUUGAUGUGCCGCUGGUCAAGGACUGGUACAUGGAGCACUGUCCGCAAGGCAUGCCUGUCAAGGUACGCGUGUCCUACCAGAAGCUGCUGAAGAACUACGUGCUUAACGCCAUCCACUCGACACCCCCGCGGUCGCAGCGCAAAAAGUACUUGUUCCGCCAGUUCAAGGCGACAAAGUUUUUCCAGUCAACCGAGAUCGACUGGGUCGAGGCCGGCCUGCAGGUUUGCCGGCAAGGCCACAACAUGCUUAACCUGUUGAUUCACCGCAAGCGGCUCAACUAUCUGCAUCUCGACUACAACUUCAACCUGAAGCCGGUUAAGACGCUGACCACAAAGGAGCGCAAAAAGAGUCGCUUCGGUAAUGCCUUCCAUCUGUGCGUCGCUGAGGGCACGCCGGUCAGCUUGGGCAACGGCCUCGCCCUGCCGAUCGAGCUGAUCCGCGGCGGCGAUGCACUGCAAUGCGUUGCGCCGGUGGCCGAGCACUCAGCGACAAAGGCCGUCGGGUACGCGGGUCGCGCCGGAGGCGAUGCCUUUCAGGUGCACGCAGCGCCCCAGGACUGCCUGCGCAUCACUUGCAUUGACGGCACCACGCUCGUGGUCACGCCGACACACCCGGUGCUAGCUAUCAGAGGCCACCUCAGAGCAACCAUGGAGGACGCCAAGUACGUGUCGGCGGGCGAGCUGACGGCCGAGCACUCUGUCGUGUGUUCAGCGCUGCUCAGCAUCACUGACCACCCGGAUGCCGAUGCGCACUCCCAGUAUGAGCUGGCCGGAUGGAGCAUGCAGCAGGGCCGCCCGCAGAUCCUGGCGCUUGCCCGUCUGCUUGGCGCCCUGGCAGCCGGCGGUAGCGGCAUGGCGGAACAGUUUGCUGUCGGCCAGCAGUGCGCACUGUUUUUACAAUUGCGUGACGGUCUAGACGUCAGCCAGGCUCAAGCAGAUAUCAGACUUUUAACCGGCGGCCGCCAGCUCGGCACGAUGCACCGCGGUCGCGGGCUGGCCAAUCGCGCGGCGUUCGGACUCCAGCAACUCCUGCGCUUGGAGCUUCCGCGCAGUGUGUGCGAGAUGGCCGAGGCAGCUGGUUACAGACACCAUCGUGACGUACCGACGGCCAUUCGCCAGGCGCCUGUCUCGGUGCAGCGUGAGUUUGUGGCUGCAUGGUGGGGCUGCGGAAGCACAUGGGCGGCGGCAGCCACAUCAACAUCUUCCAAGCCUUCUGCCGACAGUCUUUGGCCUCUUUCUGCCGCUGCCGCUGCCGACAACGACGGCCAGGCGAAGAGUACCGACAAGGAUGCGACUGUGAUGGUGCGCGGGCUUGUGCAGUGGAUGCAGGACUCGCUGCGCCAAAACUUUGGAGUCGAGACGCAGAGUAUCGAGAAGAAUGCGCUUGUGGUGUCUGCGCAGACGCACUUUGCUGCUGGCAUGCGUCUUUCGGGCUUGCGCUCCUUUGGUGCAUUUGUUGAGCGUGUUGGCGUGCGCUACUGUUGCCGUGAGCAGGUCGCGCUUGACGCCAUGCGGCGCUGGCAGGGAUAUAUUGCCCAGGCCGACCAGAGCACGGGGGCGUCAACGGCGUCUGCCAAGCUGUGCGGCUUGGACGAGUUCAUCCAGCUCACCCGUCUGCCGCUGGCGUCCUCGGACCAGCUGCACAGCGGCUUUGAAAGUGCGGUUCUCGUGCCUAUCGCUAGUGUGACGGCUGAUGUGCGGCGGCGCAUGGUCUACGACAUUUCGGUGCCAGCACACGAGAACUUUAUCGCCGGCUCGGCGGUGGUGCACAACUGCCGCGAGAUCCUGCGGCUGACCAAACUCAUUGUUGACUCACAUGUGCAGUAUCGGCUGGGCAACGUCGACGCGUUCCAGCUGGCCGACGGGCUGCAGUACCUGUUUGCUCACGUUGGACAGCUGACAGGUAUGUACCGGUACAAGUACCGGCUGAUGCGGCAGAUCCGUGCCUGUAAGGACUUGAAGCACCUAAUCUACUACAGAUUCAACACUGGCGCUGUGGGAAAGGGCCCGGGCGUCGGGUUCUGGGCACCCGGAUGGCGCGUGUGGCUGUUCUUCUUGCGUGGCAUCGUUCCUCUGCUGGAGCGGUGGCUGGGCAACCUGCUCGCGCGGCAGUUUGAGGGGCGCAACUCCAAGGGCGUCGUCAAGUCGCUGACCAAGCAGCGCGUGGACUCGCACUACGAUUUGGAGCUGCGCGCGGCCGUCAUGCACGACAUCCUGGACAUGAUGCCCGAGGGCAUCCGCGGAAACAAGAGCAAGGUGAUCCUGCAGCAUCUGUCAGAGGCCUGGCGGUGCUACAAGGCGAAUAUCCCGUGGCAGGUGCCGGGCAUGCCCAAGCCGAUCGAGAAUAUGAUCCUGCGGUACGUCAAGUCCAAGGCCGACUGGUGGACUUCUGUAGCGCACUACAACCGUGAGCGUAUUAGGCGUGGCGCCACGGUGGACAAGGCGAUUGCGCGGCGCAACUGCGGGCGGCUGACGCGGCUGUGGCUCAAGUCAGAGCAGGAGCGGCAACGCAACUACCUGAAGGAUGGGCCCUAUGUCAGUGCCGAGGAGGCCGUUGCCAUCUAUACGACUGCAGUGCAUUGGCUUGAGUCACGGCGUUUCUCGCCGAUCCCGUUCCCGCCGCUGUCGUACAAGCACGACCCGAAGCUGCUGAUCCUGGCGCUCGAGCGGUUGCGCGAGUCGUACUCGGUGCAGGGCCACCUGAACUCGUCGCAGCGCGAGGAGCUGGGGCUGAUCGAGCAGGCGUUCGACAACCCGCACGAGACGCUCAACCGCAUCAAGCGGCUGCUGCUGACGCAGCGCGCGUUCAAGGAGGUUGGCAUCGAGUUUAUGGACAUGUACUCGCACUUGGUGCCUGUCUUUGACGUGGAGCCGCUGGAAAAGAUCACAGACGCGUACUUGGACCAGUACCUGUGGUAUGAGGCAGACAAGCGGCGGCUGUGGGCGCCUUGGAUCAAGCCGGCUGACUCUGAGCCAGCGCCCCUGCUGGUGUACAAGUGGUGCCAGGGCGUCAACAAUCUGGACGGCGCGUGGCAGACGGACUCUGGGCAGUGCACAGUGAUGGUCGAGGCGAAGCUGGCGCGGGUGUUCGAGAAGAUCGACCUGACGCUGCUCAACCGGCUCCUGCGGUUGGUGCUGGACCACAACCUGGCGGAUUACAUGACAGCCAAGAACAACGUUGUGAUCAGCUUCAAGGACAUGAACCAUGUCAACUCGUAUGGUAUGGUGCGCGGGUUGCAGUUUGCGCCGUUUAUCUUCCAGUACUACAGCAUGAUCAUCGACCUGCUGCUGCUUGGCCUGGAGCGCGCAAGCGAGAUAGCGGGGCCGCCGGCACAGCCUAACGACUUUUUGCAGUUCAAGGACGUGGCGACCGAGCGGCGGCACCCGAUCCGCAUGUACAUGCGCUAUCUGGACCGCAUCUACAUGCUGCUGCGCUUUGAUGACGAGGAGGACUCGCGUGAUCUGAUCCAACGGUUCCUGACGGAGAACCCGGACCCCAACAACGAAAAUGUUGUUGGGUACAACAACAAGCGGUGCUGGCCGCGCGACAGCCGCAUGCGGCUAAUGAAGCACGACGUCAACCUGGGACGCGCGGUGUUCUGGGACAUCAAGAACAGGCUACCGCGGUCGCUGACAACGGUCGAGUGGGAGGACGAGCAGACAUUCGUCAGCGUGUACUCGCGCGACAACCCCAACCUGCUAUUCGACAUGGCCGGCUUUGAGGUGCGCAUCCUGCCCAAGUGCCGGCAGACGACGGCCAGCGCGCAGGACGGUUCAUGGGCGCUCAUUGACGACAGCUCGAAGGAGCGCACGGCGACAGCGUUUUUGCGCGUCGACGACGCGUCGAUCCAGCGGUUCAACAACCGCAUCCGCCAGAUUCUUAUGUCUUCAGGCAGCACAACGUUCACCAAGAUCGCCAACAAGUUCAACACGGCGCUAAUCGGCCUGAUGACUUACUUCCGCGAGGCUGUGGUGCACACGCGCGAGAUGCUCGAUCUGCUGGUUAAGGCCGAGACGAAGAUUCAGUCGCGCAUCAUGCUAGGGCUCAACUCCAAGGACAGCAACCGCAUGCCACCCGUCAUCUUCUACUGCUACGGCGCUGGCUUCCGCGUGCGCAUGGCCGACGGGUCGACGCGCGCCAUUGAGGACGUGUCUGUCAGCGACCGCGUUCUCGGCGCUGACGGCCAGGCGCGUGACGUCGCACACACGAUGUCGGGGUCGGCGCCGCUCUUCCGCGUGGCACUGGCUCCAUUGCGCCACGCGGAGGAAGACGCCAGCGACAGCUCCGUGCCGCUGAGCUACUGCGCGCCGGUGGUGCGUACGGCUAGCAGCAUCUCAGUGCAGAGCAUCUGCUCGGACGGCUUAGGCGAUUUAACAGCGGCGGCAGAAGUGGUUGGCGACAUCGCUGACGCGCGCGCGCUGUUGUACGACGACUCCUUCUUGUGUAACUCUAAGCACAGGCUGGUCAUUCGCGUGGCGAGCAGCACUCAGCUUAGUGAGCAGGCUGCGCGCGCAGCAAAUUCGCACUGGUCGGACGCCGGCGCGUUUGCCGUCGAGUCAGUUGAGCUGCGCAUGGAUCCACAGCUUGGGUUCGAGCGGCCGUUCACGACGCAACAGGUUUUCGAGUACAACUCGAGUGCGUUCGGACUGGCCGACAACGCUAAGGCGCGCGCGCUGCAGGAGGCCAACAGGCACGUGGAGCACAUGCAACAGCUGGCGGCCGAAGCUGGCGUCACAACGCCCGACUGCGUGUACUUGUGGCAUGAUAAGCAGAAGGCAGCGUUCCGCAUUAUGUCGCGCGGGUACCCCGAACAGCUGGUGCCGCCAUGCCGCAGCAUGUACUACGGCUGCGUCCCCAUGUCGGCGUCGGCGUCCAACCUGGUGUUCAACUCGCGCAUGGAGGCGCAACAGGCCGCCGAGAGCGCAAUGGCUGCCUCUGCGCCAAACAGCCACCUGAUGUGGGCUGUCAGCUUGUGCGACUACCUAGCGUACGUCGACAGCAUGCAGGCGAGCGGCCAGCAGCCCGUGCCCUGCGUCAUGGCGUACAGCGGCCUGGUCAGCCGUUGGCCGGGCGCGGAGAACGGCAACGGUUAUGUCACCCUGGUUGCAGGCGGCGACUCCGAGCUGGCGGCUGACCUCGGCUGGGCGCUUGGCUGCUGGCUGUGCGGCGGUGGCAGCAGCGGCAGCAAUGGCAAGUCCGAAAACACAGCCGAUUCUGUGCUGCAGCAUUGGGAAAAGAUUGCGGCGGCGGGCGAUGCAUUCACCACUCUGCUCAGCGCACUGUGCCUGUCUGACUCAACAAAGGCUGUGUCGAUCGAGACGCGCGACGCACUUGUUAGCGAGCAGCCCGGCGUGCGGCAGGCGCUGCUGGCCGGCAUGCUGGAUGUGUGCGGCAAGACGACCGGCGACUUGCGCGUGGCCAUCGCACAGCCGCUGGACAACAGUGAGUCAGUGCUACGACUGGCCUACGAGGUGGCGCGGUCGCUGGGCCUGCAAACAACCAGUCGCAAGAGCGUGUCGCAUGGGUUUGUUGUAAUUGGUGGCGAUUUUGCUGGUAUCCCCAGCGUCACAGCGGUGUGCGCGGCUUCGUCAAAGGCGGCCGUCAGCGCUGCGAAUUAUGCGACGUUUGACGUUAGCACGCAGCCGGCCACACAGGAGGCCGCGUACUAUGGGUUCACAGUCGCAGACGGGCAGUCACCGCUGUUCUGCCACGGCGACUUUGUCGUCGGGUCCAACUGCCCCAAGGAGCUGGGUGGGCUGGGCAUGCUGUCGAUGGGCCACGUGCUGAUCCCGCAGUCGGACCUGCGGUGGGCCAAGCAGACCGACACAGGCAUCUCGCACUUCCGCGCCGGCAUGUCGCACGAGGAGGGCCAGCUGAUCCCCAACCUGUUCAGGUACAUUCUGCCGUGGGAGAGCGAGUUUGUCGACUCGCAGCGCGUGUGGGCUGAGUACGCGCUCAAGCGCCAGGAAGCCAGCGCGCAGAACCGGCGGCUCACGCUUGAGGAUCUGGAGGACUCGUGGGAUCGCGGUAUCCCGCGCAUCAACACGUUGUUCUCCAAGGACCGCCACACGCUGGCGUAUGACAAGGGCUGGCGCAUCCGCACCGAGUGGAAGCAGUACCAGGUUCCCAAGGCCAACCCGUUCUGGUGGACCCACGCCAAGCACGACGGCAAGUUGUGGCAACUCAACAGCUACCGCACAGACAUGAUCCAGGCGCUGGGCGGCGUCGAGUGCAUUUUGGAGCACUCGCUGUUCCGCGGAACAUACUACCCAACGUGGGAAGGCCUGUUCUGGCAGCAGCAGUGCUUUGCCGCUGGCACACUGGUGAUGAUGCACAGCGGUGAGCUCAGGCGCGUCGAGGACGUCGCUGUGGGCGAGCUUCUUAUGGGCGACGACUCGGCGCCGCGCGUGGUCGACGAGCUCGUGCGCGGCCCGGCUGGCUACAUGUUCGCACUUGACAUUCCCGCGUGGGGCAGUGCCACUGUUGUCGUCACGUCCAACCACGUGCUGGUGCUGCGCAGCGCCUCGGACCCGGGCGCCCCACUCAUCGAGUGCACGGUUGAGGAGUACUUGGCCAUGGCUGCCGCCGAGCGCGCUGGCCUGGCCAUGCUCAGCGCGCGCAUCGCGUACCCAGUGUCCCCAGCUCUUUUGGACUGCGACCCGCUGCUUUUGGGCGCACGCCUGGCCUAUGCUACCGGCGCAGGCCGCAGUGCCAAGCUGUUUGUGGCUGCCAGCCUCGCGUGCUACGCGACUGCGCCAGCUGUCAGUGCGCUGAUGCGCGACGACGCGCUGCGUUGCGACAGCACAAACGCUGCCGAUGCCACUGCGCUUAUAUAUGCAGAUACGGACGACGAUCUGGAUGUGCCGACUGUAUACCGCGCACACGCCAGUCCGCUGGUGCGCGCAUUGGUGUUUGCCGGCGCGGCUCUUGUACUCGGUGGCAGCCUUGGCGACUCGUCGAUCUCUGUGCGCACGUCGAGCGAACAGUUGGCCCGCCAGCUGCACGCGCUGCUUGUGACGCUGGGCCACCCGGCCAUUCAUUCUGUUGACGAGAGCAGCGGAGGCGAGCCGGCGACGCACGUUGUAGUGUGUCCGCUUUCCAAACAGCUGUUCAAACAGGGUGAGGUGCCGACUGUCUGGGACGCCGCGCAAAGCCUGGCCGAGCCGCUCAAGAACUCUUGUGACUCUGCAGCCAGCUGUGUUGCCUUUUCGGUGCGCAAGGUUGCGUCUGAGCCGUACUUUGGGUUCAACGUGUCGGGAGCCAACCGCCGCUUCAUGCUGGCCAACGGCCUUGUCACGCAUAACUCAACAUCGUUUGGCGGAGCUAUGGGCCAGCGCCAGCUCACCAAUGCGCAGCGCUCGGGUCUUAACCAGAUCCCUAACCGUCGCUUCACCCUGUGGUGGUCUCCGACCAUCAACCGCUGCCUGCGCCCGGAUACUGAGGUCUUCAUGGCCGACGGCUCUGUGCGGGCGAUUAGGGAUAUUUCCUCUGGCGAUCGCGUGCUGGGCAUGGACUCGCGCCCGCGUCUGGUCGAGUCAGUGCACUCGGGCAAGGAUGUCAUGUACGAUGUUUGUGAGAUGCGCGGUGAUGUCCGGCUGGGCCUCACCGAGUUUACGUGUAACGCGUGGCAUAUCCUGCACCUAGUGACACGCACUGCCGCUGUUGCUGAUGUUGGCGCCGUAACGACAGAGGAUGGUGAUCAACGCGAUGGCAGCAAGGUAUUUACCGUCAAGUAUGCGGCCCUGGACAUAGUUUCAGUCGACGGCGAAAAUGUCAAGAUGGUCGUGUGGAAGCAGAAUACCUUCAACACUUUGAUUUUUGGCGGCGACGAAGCGAGCGCCCGCAGCGCUGCGCUUGCAUUUAGCGACAGCGUGAGUGGCCAGCGCAUACAGUGGGAGCUAGAGGCGCGCCUCUACGCACGUGUUGACCCGCAGAUCCGCCAGCAGACCUACCAACUGGCGGCGCCCGUGCUGCUGGAGAACACCAGGCUCGAGCGGCUGUGCGAGCAGACCGGCGUGUCUGCCAGCAAGGCCGCUGAUAUUGCUUGGCUUGUCGGGCUCUGGAUCGGUUCCGGCGCGUCUGCAACACCGACCGUUCGCGUGGAUGCGCAGAGCGUGCGGCGUGUUAAGGACGUUUGCCAGUCCAUUGGGCUGGACACAACGAGCGCCCAGUGGAUUUCGGCGGAGGAGGCUGGCACGGGCGAGCAGCAAGGCUGGGUCGAGCUCGUUGCCAAGCUGCCGACGCCCGGCUCGAACACAUUCUUGAAUCUGGUUCGCGCAUUGGACAUGGGUUCCUCCGACCCCAAGCGCACGCCAGUGUGGAUUUCGACCGAGGCCAUCAGCGUGCGCGAGCAUCUUUUGGCCGGUCUGGUUGACUCUACUGGCCGCAUUGUGCCUGCGACCACCUCGGGCGAUUGCGCUGAUGAUAUCAGCCAUUGCGCUGAUCGUGAUAUGGACUGCAAGGCGGAGCAGGCCAAGUAUGAGCGCGUUGACUUGGUUGCCAACCAGGAGGCCGUCGCCUCCAGCAUCCUCGCGCUAGCUCGCUCCCUCGGCAUCGCCUACUCUGUGUCGCGCCACGGGUCUUCUGCCGGUGACCGCAGGACCAAGAGUGGCUCUGCCCUGUCCGUGUCCCUGGUGCCAUGCAGCGCGCUGAGCAGCGUGCUUUGUUGUGCAUCAUCUGGGCUCAGGCGUGUGUCCUCUCCCGCUGUCGUCCGCCACCUGCCGGUCGAGUUCAGAUUCGAUGUUGUUGAGUCUGGGCUGGCGCAAGCCGUACGAGGCGAGCUUUCAUCGAGUGCGACUGGCGACCAGGCUCUGCCCUUGCGGUCGGUGGGCUCCGGGCAGCAGGGCCGGGACAUCGUGGGCUCGUUUGACGCGAGCCUCGUUUGUUUGAUUUUUACUGCCUUUGACAUGUUUGGCUUUGCACGUGAGGACGUCGCCACACAGUUCGGUGUUGACGAAUCGGCUAUAGCGCAGUUCCUCGGUGGACAGUCGCCGAGUGAGCUGCUCGAGUGCCGCUUCCGCAACAUGGUUGUCCAGCACUUGUCCUUGGAGGCCUUGCUCAGGAUCGACGCCGCAAGACGCGCGCCUGGCAAGGGCGAGUACGUCGGCCUUACGCUGGAGAGCACAUCGGACCAGCUCUUCAUGCUGGCCAAUAGUGCAAUUGUCCACAACAGCAACGUGUACAUUGGAUUCCAAGUGCAGCUCGAUUUGACAGGUAUAUUUAUGCAUGGCAAGCUGCCGACGCUCAAGAUUUCGUACGUCAGCUUGUUCCGCAGUCACGCGUGGCAAAAGUCGCACGAGAGCCUCAUUCUGGAUCUCUGCCAGGUGAUGGACAACGAGUUGGAGCCGCUGCAAAUAGAGACGGUGCAAAAGGAGGCCAUCCACCCGCGCAAGUCGUACAAGAUGACGAGCUCGGCAGCUGACAUUACAUGCUUUGCAUCAUACAAGUGGCCCGUGUCGACGCCCAGCAUGCUGACCGACGGCAGCGACCGGAUGGACGCCGGAACGACACAAAAGUAUUGGCUCGACGUGCAGCUGCGCUGGGGCGACUACGACUCGCACGAUAUCGAGCGGUACACACGCUCAAAGUUCCUGGACUUCACGACCGACAGCAUGAGCAUCUACCCGUCGCCCACAGGUGUCGUUAUCGGCGUCGACCUGGCGUACAACAUUUACUCAGCGUACGGAAACUGGAUCCCCGGAAUGAAGCCCCUGAUGCAGCAGGCCAUGGCCAAGAUCAUGAAGGCCAGCCCAGCGCUCUACGUCAUUCGUGAGCGCAUCCGCAAGGCCCUGCAGUUGUUCUCUUCCGAGCCCACAGAGAGCUACCUGAAUAGCACAAACUAUGCCGAGCUGUUCUCCCACCAGACGUGCUGGUUUGUCGACGACUCCAACGUGUACCGUGUAACCGUGCAGAAGACCUUUGAGGGCAACUUGACGUGCUUCCCUGUCGAGGACCAUCAAAUCUUGACCGAGCACGGGUUCUGGAGCCUGGACCAGGUGCAGGAGCACUUUGCGCGCCACUCAACCUUGCGCAUCGCCUGCUACAUCGAGGAUGGCUCGCUCGAGUACCACUCGAUCACCAUUGAUGAGGUGACCAUUGACCAGGGCAAGCAUGAUUUAGUAGAGAUGUUUGCACCCGAGGAGGAUGUCUCUAUCAUGCCCACGGCCAACCACCGCAUGCUGCUGCGCGUCGGCCGCUCGGAUCAGGAUAAGCUGCCGCUUGAGGUCCACACCGCCGGCUCUGUGCUAGAGCAGGGCGCUCAUGAUGAGACCGUGGAUGCGCAAUUUAUGGCGCGCUUUGCCGCCGGCGAGUCUGUCAAGGACACUGGUAUGAGCGAUACAGAGCUUCCGUUUGCCACUGCGCUGUCAUUGCGCACUGGCGAUGAGAUUGACGCGUUCCUCGAGCUCUACGGGUACUGGAUGGGCACUGUCAGCGGUGAUGCUAUCGGUGGCCAGCAGCUGGAUGCUGGUAUGCGGUCCGUGGUGGUCAUGGCUGUGUGCGACACAGACAAGAGCCAUGUUGCCACGCUGGUGGCUCGUCUGGGAUUGUGUGUCCAGCAAAAGUCGGUGUGCGAAGAGCAGCUGUGCCACUGCAUCAGCGACCUGAGCUGGUGGUCCUACUUUGAAGGCCAGUACGGCGGCGAUCACAGUGCCCUGUGCCUUUGGGACUGGGUCUGGAACCGUUGCCUGAGCAUGCGCCGCCUGCGUCUGAUCAUUAGCGGCAUGCAGCGCGCCUCGCGUGCGCACAACGAGAUCCGCACCUCGUCGAUGGGCUUCCGCGACGAGCUGCAGCGCCUGCUGCUGCACGCGGGAUACUCGGCUGUGUUUGGCGGCGAGCCGAACGCCUGGACUGUGAGCUUCACCGAGACUGAGCAGCUGGCCGAGCCCAAGCUGAAUGUCCGCCGGCAGUUCCGCUCUGUGGAGCAGCAGAGCGGCACGGUGUGGUGUGUAACGGUGCCAUCCCGCGGGCAGUACAUCAUGGUCCGCCGGGUUCUGGCCACCGAUGACGCGGGCCAUGUUACCUCGGCAUCGCGUCCGGUCGUUGUGGGAAACACUAAGCCGAUUAACGGUGCCAUGACGAUUCUGAACCCGCGCACCGGUCAGUGCUUCAUCAAGGUUAUUCAUAGCUCCGUGUGGGCCGGCCAAAAGCGCCUCGGACAGCUGGCCAAGUGGAAGACGGCCGAGGAAACUGUUGCGCUCGUGCGCUCGCUCCCGGUCGAGGAGCAGCCCAAUCAGCUGAUUGUCUCGCGCAAGGGCAUGUUGGAUCCUUUGGAGGUCACCAUGCUGGACUUCCCGAACAUCACUAUCCGCGGUAGUGAGAUGCAGCUGCCCCUGCAAGCCCUGCUGAAGAUCGAGAAGAUCGGAGAUAUGAUUCUCAAGGCGACUGAGCCCAAGAUGAGCAUGUGGUCGUGCUAUGAUAACUGGCUGUCGACCGUGUCCCCGUACACAGCCUUCUCGCGGCUGGUGCUGAUCCUGCGUGCGCUACACAUCAACAACGAGCGCGCAAAGAUCAUCCUGCGCCCAGACAAGACCACCAUCACAGAGCCGCACCACCUGUGGCCGACUUUGGCCGACGAGCAAUGGAUCAAGGUGGAGAACCAGCUGAAGGACCUGAUCCUGGGUGAUUACGGCAAGAAGAACAACGUCAACGUCGCGUCCCUGACGGCCUCCGAGAUCCGCGACGUCAUUCUGGGAAUGGAGAUCCAGGCGCCCUCACAGCAGCGGCAGCAGAUUGCCGAGAUCGAGAAGCAGGCGCGCGAGCAGUCGCAGCUGACCGCUGUGACCACGAAGACGCAGAACGUGCAUGGCGACGAGAUCGUGGUGACGACGACCAGCAACUACGAGAACCAGGCUUUUGCAUCGAAGACCGAGUGGCGCCUGCGGGCCAUUGCCGCGCAGAACCUGCCGCUGCGCACCAAGCACCUGUAUGUGUCUUCGGAUGAUAUCAGCGAUACAGCGUACACGUACGUUUUGCCCAAGAACUUGCUCCAGCGGUUCAUUACUAUUGCCGAUCCGCGCACGCAGAUUGCUGGUUACCUCUAUGGUGUAUCGCCGCAGGGCAAUGACCAGGUUAAGGAAAUCCGCUCGAUAGUCAUGGUGCCGCAGUGGGCGACGCACCAGCAGGUGAAUUUGCCCGAGAAGAUGCCUAACCACGAGUACCUGCGCGAUCUGGAGCCCCUCGGAUGGAUCCACACAAUGCCCAACGAGCUCUCGCAUUUGUCGCCGCAGGACGUCACCACGCACGCGCGCAUCCUCGCCCGCACGGCGGACAAGCCCAAGGUACGCUGGGACGGUGAAAAGACCAUCACCAUGACCUGCGCCUUCACACCCGGAUCGUGCUCGCUGACGGCGUACAAGCUGACACCGGCUGGCUUCGAGUGGGGUCGUGAGAACCAGAACAUGACCUCGGCCAGCCCCGAGGGCUUCUCGCCAGCGUGCUUUGAGCGCGUGCAGAUGCUUUUGUCCGACCGGUUCAUGGGAUUCUUUAUGGUGCCGGACGACAAUGGCCUGUGGAACUACAAUUUCAUGGGACCGGCGCAUCGCGCCGACAUGUCGUAUGGCUUGCAGUUAGAUGUGCCACGCGAGUUCUAUGAUGAGAUGCACAGACCGAGUCACUUUAUGAACUUUACUGAUCUUGAGGGCGGUGCCGGCGAUGAGGUCGACCUGGAGGACGAGUUUGAGUGAAAGCACGAGCUAAUAUCGACGCUGCUAUGGAUUCCCUUUUUCCUCUCUUUUCUCACUUUUAUAUUUUCUCAAAAGA